UGGCACGCCACAGAGCACCUCUCACUGUCUUUCUUUGUCUAAUGUAUCUUCCAAUAGGGCGGCUGUGAUUAUUAUACACUCCAUUUGACUGUACCUGAAGCCCCCGACUCUCUCUCAGGAAUCAUGGUCCGUGUCGCAGCCCUGAUCACUUUUUUGGCUUGUGUGGUGCUGUCAGAGGCCCAACACGAGCCAGGCUUCUGCACUUUCUAUCAGGAGUGUGGUCGUAACCCGUUGCUGAAUAGCACCCUCCUUCCUCCUACCGUCCCCUGUUUGGACUACAGUCGCGCCCGUCAUCUCAGAGGAGAGCACUACAGGAAACUCAAAGAGGUGUGUCCUAUGUUGGAUAAAGGAGAGAACAACACGUACGCCUGCUGCUCCAUUAAGCAGCUGUCAUCCCUAGAAAUGAGCCUGACCCUUUCCAAGGCCGUGCUGAUCCGCUGCCCUUCCUGCGCCGAGAACUUUGCCCACCUGCACUGCAUCAACACCUGCAGCCCCAACCAGAGCCAGACGGUAAAUGUCACAAAGGUCAUGAACGUCACCAGCCUGGGCAAGACGAAGUUGGCUGUAGUAGGUUACCAGGCAUUCCUCAGCACCACCUUCGCAGACGCCUCCUUCCAGUCUUGUAAAAACGUUAGGAUCCCAGCCACAGGGGGCUUCGCCAUCGCCACCAUGUGUGGCCGGUAUGGCGCCAAGCUCUGCAACCCCCAGCGCUGGUAUGACUUCCAGGGAGACUCCAGUAACGGCCUGGCUCCACUGGACAUCGACUUCCAGCUGAUAAAGGAGGGACACACUGAGGGACUACCAGAGGGGGUGAUUCCCUACAAUGGACGUGCACUGAUGUGUAACGAGACCACGCCAUCCGGAGGUCAGUUCUGCUCAUGCCAGGACUGCCAAGAGUCGUGCCCGAAGAUGCCACCUCCUCCACAGCCCCCCAGCCCCUUCACGCUGCUGGGGACUGAUGGCUUCCUUGUAGCCUCUAUUAUCUUACUCUGUUUGCUGAUAUUGGCCUUCCUCUUAUACGUUUCCGUCACUUGCUGGUUUCGGAAAAGGAAGGAUGAGGAGAAAGGAAAGAGAAUAGGGAAAGGCAAAGACCAGAACAGUAAUGAUGUGACUCAGCGGGACAUUGAUCCAUCAGAGGUGACAUGUACUGACAAGAACACCCUGGUUGCUCAAGAUUUCCUGAGCUUACAGUUUCAACGUUGGGGAACCCUCAUGGCUACAUACCCACUCACGGUGCUCCUGCUGUCGGCUAUAGUCGUGGCUGUUUUCUCUGCUGGCCUCAAGUCCAUCGAGCUCACCACUGACCCAGUGGAGCUGUGGUCUGCUCCCAACAGCCGUGCCCGUCAGGAGAAAGACUUCCAUGACUCACACUUUGACCCCUUCUUCAGGACGAACCAGCUGAUCUUGACAGCGCCGGGCAGAAAAGGCCACAUUUACAACUCUUUGCUGUUUGGCCCACAGAACUUUAGCGGGCUUGUAUCCAAAGACCUCGUCAUUGAGCUGCUGCAGCUCCAGAAACAGAUACAGAACAUUGAGUUCUGGUCAGAUGAUCUGAACCGCACAGCAAGUCUAAAGGAUGUGUGUUUCGCACCGUUGAACCCAUCCAACCCCUCACUGACGGACUGCGCAGUCAACAGCUUGCCACAAUACUUCCAGAACAGCCUGGACAACAUUAACGCUAAAGUGAACAUGACAGAGUUGGGUGUGACCAAAGAGGUGGACUGGAGAGACCACUUAAUCUACUGCCUCAACUCUCCCCUGUCCUUCAAAGACAUCACCGAUUUAGGAAUGAGCUGCAUGGCUGAUUACGGAGCUCCAGUCUUCUCCUUUCUGGCUGUGGGAGGCUAUGAGAAUGAUGACUUCACCAAUGCUGAGGCUUUCAUCCUGACCUUCUCCCUCAACAACUACGCCCGCAACAGCACCAAGUUUAAAGUGGCUAUGCAGUGGGAGACAGAGUUUCUCAAAAUUGUCCAGGAGUACCAGAAAAACCCUGCCUGCAACUUCACCUUUGCGUACAUGGCAGAGAGGUCUCUAGAAGAUGAAAUAAAUCGGACAACAGCCGAGGAUAUCCCCAUCUUCAUGAUCAGCUAUGCUGUAAUCUUCGUUUACAUUGCUGUGGCACUGGGAGAGUACUCUUCAUGGAAACGCAUACUGGUGGACUCCAAGUUUCUGGUGGGUCUUGGUGGGAUCCUGGUGGUCGGCUGUUCGGUCCUGGCCUCCAUGGGCUUCUACUCCUGGAUUGGCAUCCCCUCCUCGCUGGUCAUCCUGCAGGUCGUGCCUUUCCUGGUGCUCGCUGUUGGAGCUGACAACAUCUUCAUCUUUGUUCUGGAGUACCAGAGAGACGUACGGAAACCCGAAGAGAAGAGACAGGAGCAGAUUGGUCGUGUCCUCGGAAACGUGGCUCCCAGCAUGCUCCUGUGCAGUCUCUCUGAGUCUGUCUGCUUCUUUCUAGGGGCCCUGUCCACCAUGCCAGCAGUGAAGACCUUUGCUCUGUACGCUGCUCUGGCCGUGCUCAUGGACUUCAUCCUCCAGAUGACAGCCUUUGUCGCGCUGCUGUCCCUGGAUGCCCGACGCCAAGACAACAACCGCUGUGAACUGCUGUGCUGUGUUAAAGUGUCAACCAAGCGCUCCAACAAGCCAAACGAGGGCUUCCUGCUGCCCUUGAUGAGGAAGUACUACGCCCCUGUCCUACUGCACUGUUACACCAGGAUCAUAGUGAUGUUGGUUUUCAUCUUCAUGUUCUGUGCAUCCAUAUUCCUCAUGUUUAAUGUGACCGUGGGUCUAGAUCAGGAGCUGGCUAUGCCUCAGGGCUCUUACAUGCUGGACUAUUUCAAGUACCUGUACAAAUACUUUGAAGUCGGAGUCCCUGUUUAUUUUGUAACAAAAGGGGGCUUCGACUUUGCCACCAUGGAGGGCAUGAAUGCAGUCUGCUCCAGCGUGGGCUGUGAUCAGUUCUCGAUGACCCAGAAGAUCCAGUACGCCACCGACUACCCUGAGCUAUCCUACUUGGCCAUCCCUGCUAACUCCUGGGUAGAUGAUUUCAUCGACUGGCUGAACCCUGGAUCCAGAUGUUGUCGUCUGUACACCUUAGGUCCAAAUGCUGGAAAGUUCUGUCCUGCGAACGAAUCUGCUUUCCUCUGUGGCCGCAAGUGUAUGCGUCCUCCUGCUGGUGGCGUCCUCAGGCCCACUGAGAAAGAAUUCUACCGCUUCCUCCCGGACUUCCUGGGUAACAGGCCUGACCUGACCUGCCCCAAAGGUGGUCUCGGAGCCUAUGACAAAGCUGUGGUGAGAAAUGAGAUUGGAGAAAUUAUAGCCACUCGGUUCAUGGCGUACCACACACCUUUAAGCAACUCUCAGGACUUCACUGCUGCACUGCUGAAGGCCAGAGAGCUGGCAGACAACAUCACCUUGGGCAUGAGGAAUAUAACGGGCACCUCGCCUGACUUUGAAGUAUUUCCUUACACGGUGACUAACGUAUUUUACGAGCAGUACCUGACUAUCGUGCCGGAGGGACUCUUCAACAUCUGCAUGUGUCUGCUGCCGACCUUUGUGGUGUGCUGCCUGUUGCUGGGUUUGGAUCUGCGCUCCGGUCUGCUCAACCUAAUGACCAUAGUCAUGAUCGUCGUGGAUACCGUCGGUGUCAUGACACUGUGGAGCAUCGAUUACAACGCGGUGGCCCUCAUCAAUCUGGUCACGGCGGUGGGCAUCUCGGUGGAGUUUGUGUCCCAUAUGACGAGAUCCUUUGCACUCAGCAUUAAGCCCACACAUGUAGAAAGAGCUAUGGAGGCUACGGCCAACAUGGGCAGCGCGGUGUUUGCUGGUGUUGCAAUGACCAACCUGCCAGGCAUCCUCGUGCUGGCGUUUGCCAAAGCUCAACUCAUCCAGAUUUUCUUCUUCCGAUUAAACCUGGUCAUCACACUUCUAGGGUUGGUUCACGGACUCGUAUUCCUCCCUGUGCUGCUCAGCUACUUUGGCCCUGGCGUGAAUAAAGCCGUGCUGCUGAAGCUCCAGCAGGACAAAGCAGAGGCCAGACGGGAGCUGGAGAUGAGACACACUAUAAAACAAAUCUAUGAUAACGUGAGCUAUGAAGACAACGAGGUCAGACAGGACCCCGUGGCCCCCACAGAUGACAGCAGACCUUCAAAAAUGAUAGAAACCCAACAGGAGAAGAAAGAGGAGAGAAUUGACCGUUUCUGAGCGCUGAUUGCAAAACAGUUUUCAGGCUCUGAUGAGUAAAUACCUCUGUAACAAACUGAACAAAGAUGGACACAGAAAAAGGACAGAGAUGGCAAACAUGGAGUUGUGUAUUAGACUCUGUAUGGAAAUCAUUAACUAUGUACCUCAAUCAGAAAUGGACCAGUGGGACUGAAGACAGCAACACAGUUGUGCAAUAUUUCUGAGCAAAGCUAGAGUGGGCGAAUGCAACGAGAGUCAACCUUCCUGUCUCAAUGUUUGGAAAACUACACAUCUGUCUUCACAAGCACUGCAGCUGGGCAAGAUUUGUUGUUCAAUGGUGGAAUUAUUAGGCGGGACAGGAAGUUGACAAAUGUUCUUGAAUGAGUCAUUUUGUAGGUUUUUUUUUAUUGAAUGUAGUGAUUUUGUACGUGUGAAUAUGUCACAUUAGCGCUCUUAAGAGUAAUUUAAAGGAACAUACACUCCGACAUUUCAUCUUAUAGUUUCUUUAUUAGCAGUAUUGCUGUCAAAUGUGCAAUCAGUGAAAAUAUAUUGAAUGUGUUUAAACAUUUGGCAUCAUUUUUCAUACGUUAUUUAUGGUACAAAAGAAAACUUGAAAAAAAUGUCUGACUUAAAGCUUGCAUAUGUAAUUAAUAAUAAUAAUAAUAAUAAUAAUAAUGUAUGUGAUCAGCACCAUUUCCUGUCCCUGAAUCUCAGACAGACUCUCAGUAUACUGUGUCUCAACUUGUGCAUUUUGUCUUGAAUACAGUGUUAAAAUAUAAUUUCAUACAAUUCAUAAAACAUGGCAAUUACUGCUUUUCUUGAUACGGAGCCGUACGGCAGCACAUUGCAUCAGUAUCACGUAACGUGAAAAACAAGCUUUUAUAACAGGAUGUUUUUCACGUUAUAACAUCAUAUAAACUUAUCACGCUAUAACAAGACAGAUUACAGUUUAAACAGGUUUGGGGAGUAAUGGAUUACAUGUAACUGAGUUACAUAAUCAGGAUACAAAAAGAGGUAACUGUAAUGCACUACGGUUACAGAAAAACAUAUGUAAUCGGAUUACAGUCAUUUAGUAAA
Morone saxatilis (striped sea-bass) is the source of this 5253-nucleotide messenger RNA. It is a transcript of the gene npc1l1, whose product is annotated as NPC1-like 1. NCBI's taxonomy places the organism in Eukaryota, Metazoa, Chordata, Actinopteri, Moronidae. The transcript has 21 exons. Gene Ontology annotation, molecular function: lipid carrier activity. The record is from RefSeq and is a predicted model, not a curated record. Gene Ontology annotation, cellular component: membrane. Bases 124 to 4197 code for a protein of 1357 amino acids.